AUGGCGGAGGAGGACAGCUGGUAUGAUGUCAGUGACGAGGAGGAGGAUGCUCUGUUAAACCGCGCCUAUGACCGGUGGGAACAGUUGGGAGGGGCUGCUCCCGCCCGAGGCCCUCUCUUUCAAUUUACCAUGCAACCUAUUGGUCGACGACGCCGCUGGCGCAAUGUGGUGGAACGGGCGCAAUUCAACGCGCAAUUGCGUCAAUUGAGGGAUGCUGGUCCAGGGGACAAUAUUGGGAUGGCGUUGACGGAAGCCUUACAUCAAGCUAUUGAAACGGAACUCGACCGUGAGCAGCGACCCGCCCAUCAUUUUGUGAACUUUGCCAUUACAGCGCAUGGAUUCACCCAUGCUUACCAAACCGCCAAUUUUACCGUGGGGGAAUUUUUACAGCGCACUGCUCGUUUGGAUGAGAUGUUGGCUACCCUGGCAGGAAAAUUAAACAGCAAUGAAGCCUUCAACCCCGAUCGCGGGUUCCAAGUGGAUGUGGUGUUUGUCUCCAUGCCCGGCCCAGGGUCUGGUCGACAUAAACAACGCAAUGUGGGACGAUUAUGUCUGGAUCGAGUCAACAAGAAAAAGCGAUGCAUUGUCACCAUUCGAAACAGAGAUGCCUUAUGUUGUGCCCGCGCCAUUGUCACCAUGCGAGCCCAUUGCCAUAAAGAUCAAGGCGUGGACGGGUUUCGCGACUGGGACAAUCUCAAACGUGGGCUUCCUGUGCAGCAGCGUCAAGCCCAGGCCCUCCAUCAGCAAGCAGGAGUCGCGGAGGGUCCCUGUGGUAUACCCGAGCUUCGCCAAUUUCAACACGCAUUGGGAUCUCACUACCAACUCUUGGUGAUGACCCGGAUGAAACCGUUCUUUUUGAUUUUCAAAGGCCCCACCGCCCCUCAUCAGAUUCGUUUACUCAAAUCCAAUGAUCAUUUUGAUGGUUGCACGUCCUUUCCUGCCUUUGUCAACCGUUCGUAUUAUUGCUUGGACUGUGAACGGGGGUUCAACACCGACGAUCGGACCAAUCAUACUUGUCAAGGAAGACGCUGCUCUGCGUGUGGACGUUUUGAUUGUCCGGAUUAUGUGCGUGGCACUCGCCCCACUGAGUAUUGCUGUCUGUGUUACCGCAAGUUUUAUGGCCAUCAAUGCAAACGUUAUCAUGAAAUCAGCAAGCAAUGUCAAUCCAUCAAAAUCUGUCUCAAGUGUCAAGCCCAAUACACGGUCGUCCGUAACCAACGUCACCGGUGCGGGUACGCCAAAUGCCCUGCGUGUCAGGAAUGGGUGUCCAUCCAAAACCAUCAAUGUUACAUUCAGCCUGUAAAGGAUGAGCACGAGGAGACUGAACCGACAGAGGAGGGGGGAGGUAGCAUGGUGGCGCCACCCCCUCCCCUGUUUGUUUACGCAGAUUUUGAAGCCAUGCAGAAUGCAGAAGGCGUGUUUGUGGCUAAUUUGUUAUGUUAUUCGUCGAGUGUAGACACCACUAUUCAUGUCUUGGACGGAGAGGACUGUGCCCUACAAUUUUUGCGCGAUUUGGAUGAUCUCACGGAUGUUCCAGACUGUGAGGAGGAGCGAACGAUACUCGUGGUGUUUCACAAUCUAAAAGGGUUUGAUGGCAUGUUCAUUCUCCAUGAACUCUACCAGCAACAACGCGAGGUCGUGGAUCAACUGACCGUGGGCGCCAAAGUCUUAUCGUUCAGAAGUGGACCCAUCAAAUUCAUUGACUCGUUAUGCUUCUUGCCUAUGCCGUUGGCCUCCUUUUCCAGUACCUUCAAUUUAACCGAAUUAAAGAAGGGGUUCUUUCCCCAUUUGUUCAAUACCCCCGAUCACCAACAGUAUGUGGGCCGCAUCCCCGAUUUGGAGUUUUACGAUCCCGAUGGCAUGAUGGCCAAAAAGAAAGAGGAACUGACUCGUUGGCAUGCGGAUCAAGUCCGUCGCAAUGUCAUGUUUAAUUUCAAGCAAGAAAUGAUCGAGUAUUGCAAAUCCGAUGUGGCUCUAUUGAAAGCUGGGUGUGAAGCCUUUCAACAAGAAUUUGAACAACAGGCAGGCUUCAAUCCUAUGGCCAAGUGCAUCACCAUCGCCAGUGCCUGCAAUUUGUAUUGGCGCAAGCAUCAUUUGACCCCUGACACCAUUGCCGUGGAACCUCUCGGAGGGUGGCGAGGGGCCCAAGUCAACCAUUCCCUCAAAGCCCUCCAAUGGCUCUAUUACCAAGAACAUCUCCUUCCCAAAGAGGGGGCCAGUGCUGAUCGCAUACGUCACGUUCGUAAUGGCGGCGAGCAGUCGGUCCGAACCAGCGUCGACAGUCAUUUCGUCGAUGGCUAUGAUCCUGUGACUCGCACCGUCUACGAGUUUCACGGAUGUCUCUACCAUGGUUGUCCCCGUUGUUAUCCCGCGAGAAACGCCAAACAUUAUGCCACGCCGGAUCGAACUGUAGAGGAACUCUAUCAAGCCACGCUCUCCAAACGCACGGCCUUGCUCCGAGCGGGUUAUACCGUCAUUGAAAUGUGGGAAUGUGAAUGGGACCAACUAGUGGACACGAAUGAAGCUGUUCAACGUUUCUUGAAUUCCUUCGAUUUGGUGGCACCCCUGGAACCCCGUGAAGCCUUCUUUGGGGGUCGAACGGGUGCCGUGGCUCUGCAUGCUGUGGUUGGAGAGGGGGAGGAAAUACGCUAUGUGGAUGUGACCUCCCUGUACCCGUGGGUGAAUAAGAACUGUCCCUAUCCCAUCGGGCAUCCGCGGAUCAUCACACAGCCCGCUGACCAGUCCCUGGACUCCUAUUUUGGUCUAGCCACCGUCGAUAUUCUUCCCCCUGCUGGUUUGUUCCAUCCUGUUCUGCCUGUGCGUAGCGGCAACAAGCUCACCUUUCCUCUCUGUCGUGCCUGUGUUCAGACCGAGCAGGCCCAACCCAUGUUGACCCGAACCCGUUAUUGCCCUCAUUCUGAUACAGAUCGUACACUACGCGGGACCUGGUGCACACCCGAGUUGCUCAAAGCCGUCGAAAAGGGGUACACGCUGAUCAAGAUUCACGAAGUCUGGCAUUUUCCCCCUGAGCAACGCCGAACGGGUCUUUUUGCUGAUUAUGUGAACACGUGGCUCAAAAUCAAACAAGAAUCCGCGGGAUGGCCCGGUUGGUGUCAGACUCUCGAGCAGAAACGCAACUACAUUCUUCGUUACCAGGAACGGGAAGGCAUCCGACUGGACAUUGCCAGCAUUGCCAAGAACCCCGGUCGCAAAGCCACGGCCAAGCUCAUGCUGAACAGCUUCUGGGGUAAAUUCGGGGAGCGGAUCAAUAAACCCACCACUGUCACUGUCCAUGACCCCGCCCAUUUGUUCAAUCUCAUCUCGGAUGCCGCCCUCGAACUUAGUACACUCCGCCUUUGCACGGACGAUAUUCUGGAAGCCGUCUACACGAGUGUCCAAGACAAUGCUGUCAAAGGCACCAAGACCAAUAUUUUCGUGGCAGCUUUCACUACCUGUCAUGCUCGAUUGAAACUCUACGAGUCCCUGGACACCCUUCAACAGCAAGUCCUUUACUACGAUACAGACAGUGUCGUGUACAAGUGGCGUCCCGGUCAACCCUCUAUCACCACUGGCGAUUUUUUGGGGGAUAUGACGGAUGAAUUGGACGGCGACGUCAUCACUGAGUUUGUUUCGGGGGGCGCCAAGAAUUAUGGGUACACGACACGACAGGGUAAAGUGGUAUGCAAGGUACGCGGUUUCACGCUCAACGUCCGCGGGUCGGCCAUUCUCAAUUUUCAGACCAUGAAAGACAACAUUCUCUCCGAAUUGGAUUCGCCCCAGGAGUCUCGACGCAAUUUGAACCUGACCAACCCUUAUUAUUUCAAACGAGAUUUGGAACAGAAACAAAUUCAAGUGGUUCCGCGCGUGAAGCAGUAUGGGUUGGUGUUCGACAAGCGCGUUAUUGAUGUCGCCACCCGAUCCAGUUAUCCCUAUGGCUACCAGAGGAUUGGGAACGAACUCGAUUUGCUAUUAGAUUUGUAA
Molecule: messenger RNA, 3981 nt
Organism: Porites lobata
Lineage: Eukaryota; Metazoa; Cnidaria; Anthozoa; Scleractinia; Poritidae
Source: the annotation of a GenBank genome assembly